AUGGAGGAACUCCCAAUCCUCAUCGACGACCUCGAGGUAGGCAAGGUGGUCAUCCGAUCAGAAGCCGCUCAAGCAAUCCAGUCUGCGAGAGAUGCGGAUUCCAACAUCUCCAGCGUCGACGAACACGCCCAGUUCUGUGCUUUCAGCGAUGGCAGCCACCGUGACGGUCGAGGUGGCGUAGGCAUGGUUUACAGGAGACAGUGGCUACCUGAUCGAUGGGCUGCCGAUCAAACUGACAAGCAUCCAAACGGACUCGGAGCCUUUGUCAAGCAAAUCUUCCUGUCAUACUGUGAUCCAGACAAUACAUGCACUCAACGCCGAGAGCAUUUGUUCUCCUACGGCUUCAAUUGCGAUUGCCCGCUCUGCGUGGCUGAGGACACUAUUCCCGCAAUACUGAACAAGCGUGCCGAACUGAUCGAGGAGUCCAACAACUUCAUUACAACAAGUUUGGCUUCCGCAGACCUCUCCAAACUCUCUGAGACUACCAUUUGCGCCGCAGAAGAAUUCCGGCGACAACUAGAGGUGAAUGGAACGCCGGAGGAGAAACUCACGAGGGCGCUCAACGCGCUGAGGAAUUACUGGUACUUCGUCCAGAUCGGCAAUAGUGUCAGGAUCGAUCGUUCGACAGCCGUUCCGCUCGGACCGGCGAUAACGAUCGCAUUGGUAGCCACUACUGCAAGCUUACAAUUGGGCAAGACUGAGGUCGCCUCGCAGCUCCAAAAUCCCCGCAAGGAGAUAUACAUCAUUAUUCACGGUUUUGAGAGCGGCCGGGGCUUGGAGGAUAUGGACCGCGACUUCGGCAUCUGA
Diaporthe batatas is the source of this 807-nucleotide messenger RNA. RefSeq lists its product as uncharacterized. Bases 1 to 807 code for a protein of 268 amino acids. The record is from RefSeq and is a predicted model, not a curated record. The transcript has 2 exons. Lineage: Eukaryota; Fungi; Ascomycota; Sordariomycetes; Diaporthales; Diaporthaceae.